Molecule: messenger RNA, 591 nt
Organism: Saprolegnia diclina VS20
Lineage: Eukaryota; Oomycota; Saprolegniomycetes; Saprolegniales; Saprolegniaceae
Exons: 2
Coding region: 1-591 (196 amino acids)
Biological process (GO): carbohydrate metabolic process
Cellular component (GO): extracellular region
Molecular function (GO): cellulose binding
Source: RefSeq, a predicted model, not a curated record
AUGGACGCCGAAGCCAGCCCCGUGGCUGUCUGGCAGAAGUGCGGUGGCAACGGCCACAACGGUGAAACCACGUGCACGGCGGGCAACAGCUGCGUGAAGAUCAACGACUGGUACUCGCAGUGCCAGCCCAACGCGACGCCGGCCAACAAGCUCAACACGUGGUCGCAGUGCGCUGGCUCGGCCAACAACUUCCAGGCCGGCGGCAAGUCGUGCCGUGACGAAGAUGCCUGCGUCAAGUACUCGGAUGCGUACUCGCAGUGCGUCCCCAAGACGCAGCAGAAGGAUGCCGCCGCCGAGAUGGCCUGCACCAACGUGAGUGUCGAGGGCGAUGCCACGUACUGCGUUGAAGGCGCCGUCUGCGGCGGUGCGGGCGACAAGUGCCCCAAGAAGGGCGACCUACGUCGAUGGUGCCAAGUGCGUCGCGCCCUCGGAUGCCACGUGCCAGACGAUCAAGACGGGUGCCAAGGGCUGUGUCUUUGGCACGUCGGCGCCGGCUGGCCCCACGCAGGCUCCGGCCACGCAGGCCCCGGCCGGCCCCACCCAGGCGCCCGCUGGCCCCACGCAGGCACCCACGAGCGGCCAGUGCGCUGA